Rubroshorea leprosula is the source of this 3488-nucleotide messenger RNA. Lineage: Eukaryota; Viridiplantae; Streptophyta; Magnoliopsida; Malvales; Dipterocarpaceae. The record is from the annotation of a GenBank genome assembly.
GAUUAUAGGUUUUAAUUAAAAGAGAGAGCGGAUGGAGCCCAAAAACUUUCUUCAUGAACAUCCACUGCAUUUCUUUGAAGAGUGGAGCAAUGUCCACAGUGAGACUAGUAGUGUUAAUUGCUCAUCAGGAUGUGGGCAGCCAAUCUCAACUCAGUUCUAUGCAUGCAUCGACUGUAAGUUUUUCCUUCAUAAAUCAUGUUCUGAGCUACCAUUGAACAUCACUCACCCCUUCCAUGAUAAACAUCCUCUCAUUCUUCUAUCUGAUUCACCAUACGAAAGUGGGCCUGCAGUUUGUAAUUUUUGUGACAGGGACGUUGAUGGAUUUGUUUACCACUGUUCUUCUUGUCAAUUUGACCUUGACAUCAAAUGUGCCUUGCUCCCAGAAUUCCUCAAUGGAGAGUUUCCAAAAGUUGAUCAUCACUUUCAUGUUGAACACCCAUUCUUCUUCAUCGAAAAUCUUAGCCAUGAAGUUGAACUAGAUUCUUCCCGCCAUUGCAGCGUUUGCUUCGAACAGUUAUCAUCUGAUUCUUCCUUUUACACUUGUCUUGCUUGUGAGCUUUUCCUUCAUAAAUCAUGUUCUGAGACUGAGCUACCAUUGAACAUCAAUCACCCUUUCCAUGACAAGCACACUCUUACUCUUACUCUUGUUAAAGUGGAUAGAGUAGUACGUUGUCAAUUUUGUCAGGAGAGUUUUUAUUCUGCAGGAUUGUUGUACCAUUGUUCUUCUUGUAAUUUCAACCUUGACAUCAAAUGUGCCUUGCUCCCAGAAUUCCUCAAUGGAGAGUUUCCAAAAGUUGAUCAUCACUUUCAUGUUGAACAUCCACUCUUCUUCAUCGAAAAUCUUGGCCAUGAAGUUGAACUAGAUUUUUCCCACCAUUGUAGUGUUUGCUUUGAACAGUUAUCAUCUGAUUCUUCCUUUUACACUUGUCUUGCUUGUGAGCUUUUCCUUCAUAAAUCAUGUUCUGAGACUGAGCUACCAUUGAACAUCAAUCACCCUUUCCAUGAGAAGCACACUCUGGCUCUUACUCUUGUUAAAGUGGAUGGAGUAGUACGUUGUCAAUUUUGUCAGGAGAGUUUUUAUUCUGCAGGAUUGUUGUACCAUUGUUCUUCUUGUAAUUUCGACCUUGACAUCAAAUGUGCCUUGCUCCCAGAAUUCCUCAAUGGAGAUUUUCCAAAAGUUGAUCAUCACAUUCAUGUUGAACACCCACUCUUCUUCAUCCAAAAGAACCUUAUUAGCGACGGCUAUAAGGUUGAACUACGUUCUCAUUGCUUUGUUUGCCCAGACUCAUUAUCUGGUAGUUCUUUUUAUUACUGCCCAGAAUGUCAACUUUUCCUUCAUAAAUCGUGUGCAUUUGAAGAGGGGCCUUUGAAAAUUAAUCAUUCUUUCCAUGAUGAACAUGCUCUUACUCUCAAAAAAGGCAGCCCCUCUUGGUGGUCUAGACCAGCAUGUAACUUUUGUCUUAAUGUUAUCAAGGAAUUUAGGUACAGCUGUUCUUCUUGUGAGUUCCAUCUUGACGACCGAUGUGCUUUGCACAUCACCAAAGAUCUCCCCAAACGUGAUCAUCGUUUUAGCCAUGAUCACCCACUCGCCUUUGUCCAAAUUCUUAGCGACGAAGUUAAAAUAAAUGCUUCCUGCUCUGUUUGCUCAAAACCAUUAUUGGGCACUUCUUUUUACAAUUGUCCUGAUUGUAGAAUUUUCCUUCACAAAGAAUGUGAGGCAGAGUUGUGGGCUAAGAUUGAGCAUGUUGCCCACCCUGAACACCCUCUUAGUCUUGUAUUUUCAGCGCAUUACACCUGCAACUUUUGCCAAGAAGAUAAACGGGAUGUGAAGAAAAUUGGAUAUAAAUGCCCCUCUUGUGCCUUUUAUAUUCAUCAUGAGUGUACCUUACCCAGGUUCUUCCCAAAAAGUAAGAUCCAUGACCACCAGUUGAGCCCAUUCAUGAGGAAAAAUCCCUUCAUUUGCGAUGCAUGUGGGGGGGCAGGAGAUAACGCUCGCUAUUUUUGUUUAAAGUGCAGCAUCAUGAUCCAUCGGGAUUGUAUUUUCCUGCCAAAACUCAUCAAAUUCAAACUGCACAAUCAUCAUAUACUCGGCCACAACUACAGGUUUCCACAAAAAGUGGGUGAAAAAUGGACCUGUCAAUUUUGUUUCAAAAAGGUGGUGGCAGAGUAUGGGAGUUACAAAUGUUUGCACUCAGAUUGUACUUAUGUUCUUCAUGGGAGUUGCGUAAAAAAGAAUGAAGGUCGUCUUUAUAUCGAAGUUGAGUCAGAGAAUGAGGAAAGUGAUGAUGAGGCUUCUUCUUCUUCAAGUUGUGCUGUGGCGCUAGGAGACAAGAUAGAUCAUUUCAGCCACGAGCAUGAAUUAGUGCUUGAUAAGGAGGAGAUUAUUAUGAAUGGUGAUAAAAAAUGUUGCGAUGGGUGUGCAUUACCGAUCUUGGAGGCCGCUUAUAGUUGUCCACAACCAGAGUGUAAUUUCUCCCUUCACAAGGCAUGUGCCCAAAUUGGAGAGGACAAACCACAUUGGGCUUCUCGAGAUCCUGUUCCAGUUAUCAUGGAGUCCCAUUUUGAGUGUCGAUUUUGUAAGUAUGACUGCAGCGGUUUUCGUUCCAUCUGGAAAGGAGUUGAUGGUAAUAGGAGGAAAAUUUGCCACAGAUGUAGUGAGAUCGAUUUCAUCACUAAGCAUGAAGCACAUGAUCAGCACUUCCUCUUCUGUGAUGAAGAUCACAAGGGACCAUGUAGUGGCUGCGGUGAGGAAAUGGGUGAAUAUGGUGGUUACAGAUGCACGCUGGCAGAGGAAGAGGAGAAUUGCAAAUUUUUUGCCUUGGACUACAGAUGCAUGACACGGCCCCUUACAGCUGAACAUAGGUUCCACCAUCACCCUCUAAAACUCAUUUAUGAAGAUCCUUACAAGGAUGAUGAUGGUGAUCCAUUUCAACACAUGUGUGAAAUCUGUGAAGAUAGAAGAGAUCCAAAGCUCUGGUUUUAUCGGUGUGAUGAGUGCGAUUUUGAUGCUCAUCCCGAUUGCGUUCUUGGAGAUUACCCAUUCAUCAAGCGCGGGAGCAUUUAUUAUUAUUAUAUUAUAUGUGAUUCUCAUCAAGAACCUCUCAGGUAUUUCCAGAGUGAGAAAUAUCCCUAUCCGAAAUGUCAUUGGUGUGGCGAUCCUUGCAAAGAUCAGCUGGCUCUUAAUUGUCCCCACUCUGAUUGCCCCUUUGCCUUACAUUUGAAGUGUCGCGAUUUAUAUGAUUCUGCAAGUAUUGAAGACGUUUUGAUGGUAUCGACUCGAUGGGAUUAACUGACCCAAAACGGCAAGUGUUGAAGACGUUUUGAUGAUACAUGCUUCCGCUGUUCUGCAUUCCUCUACCAUAGAAAAACUGCAAGAACCAUCCCCAUGAUUGCUCGAUCAGUUGCUGCUUCCGCGAACGAUUUCCUGCUUAGGUUUGUGCCCAUCAUUUGCUGGGUUUGCUUUCUGAAAAUAACAUGUAAGGAAUUGC